AUGGCAUCACAGCCCAACAGGCUUGAUUUAUCAUAUGCAGUACGGGUCCUCGAGUCACCAAAACAAUCCCAUUUGGAAGCGAUGCACCAUGUAUUGAGAUACUUAAAGUGGACGUCUGGACAAAGCUUAUUUUUUAGUAGCAAAUUUGAUCUACAGCUUAAAGGAUUUUGUGAUGCAUAUUGGGCAGCUUGCUUGGAUACAAGAAGGUCAGUUACAGGCUAUUGCAUAUUUCUAGGAAAUGCACUUGUGCCUUGGAAGUCUAAGAAACAACACAGGGUGUCAAGAUCAUCAGCUAAAGCAGAAUAUCGUUCCAUGGCAGCUGCAAUUUGUGAAUUGAGUUGGUUGAAAAACAUAAUCAGUGAUUUGAGUGUUGCUACACACUAA
Olea europaea var. sylvestris is the source of this 384-nucleotide messenger RNA. RefSeq lists its product as uncharacterized. NCBI's taxonomy places the organism in Eukaryota, Viridiplantae, Streptophyta, Magnoliopsida, Lamiales, Oleaceae. The record is from RefSeq and is a predicted model, not a curated record. Bases 1 to 384 code for a protein of 127 amino acids. The transcript has a single exon.